AUGUUACGCAUACCAGCCACGAUGCUCUGUCGUUCCUCCCGAGGGUAUUGUGUAAGCAAGCACGGUACUACAGCAUCAUCAAAACGUCGUAUCAGUAGCUCGUCCCUGAUCGACAUUGCACCGGAAGUGCGGGAAACCCUCCGGCACACGCCACAGUUGGUAGUGGCAUUAGAAUCAACCAUCAUUACCCACGGAAUGCCGUAUCCGCACAAUCUCGACACGGCACUAGAGGUGGAGCAGAUCGUACGACAGCAGGGUGCAGUUCCCGCCACGAUAGCAAUUGUUGGAGGUCGUAUAAAGGUGGGCCUAGGGGCGGAUCAGUUGCGGUUGCUGGCCCGUAACGAUAGUGGCGCUCAAACGGUGAAAACGUCCCGCCGGGAUAUGGCGUACGUAAUGGCGACGAGUGGAAACGGUGGCACCACGGUGGCGGGUACACUGCUCGUCGCUGAUGCGGUUGGUAUACGUAUCUUUGCGACUGGUGGCAUCGGUGGAGUGCAUCGCGAAGGCGAACGGACGAUGGACGUUUCGGCCGACCUGAUCGAACUGGGCCGCUGCCCGGUAGCGGUCGUUUCGAGCGGCGUUAAGUCAAUCCUGGACAUACCGCGGACGCUGGAAUACCUGGAAACUCAAGGCGUAUGCGUUACCACCUACGGCAGCGAGGACUGUGAAUUUCCUGCCUUCUACACACGCUCGAGCGGGUCAAAGGCGGCCUACAACCUUACCAGUGCAGCCGUAGCUGCCAAGAUGCUUCACAUGAACCGGGCGCUUGGGCUCGGGUCAGGAAUUCUAAUUGGCGUGCCGAUACCGGAACGCUACGCAAUGGAUGCCACCGAGAUGAAUGCGGUGAUUGCAGAAGCGCUUCGGGACGCAGAGCGUAAACGAAUUCACGGCAAAGAAGUAACACCAUUCAUACUUUCUGCUGUCUCGGCAUUGACGCGUGGGAAAAGUCUCGAUGCAAAUAUGGCUUUGAUAAAAAAUAACGCACAAGUUGCCGCAGACAUUGCGGUGGAACUUGCGCGCAUCGAGAAUUGGUCUUCGCCAGAGUGUAAAGACGUUGGCUCGUUGGCUGCUGAUGGCGCUGGUGCUCCGCUCGUCAUCGGCGGUUCGGUAAUUGACAUUUGCAUCAACGUCUUGGAGGAUGACCUGAAGUUACCGUCAAGAGAAGAGAAAUAG
Molecule: messenger RNA, 1173 nt
Organism: Anopheles marshallii
Lineage: Eukaryota; Metazoa; Arthropoda; Insecta; Diptera; Culicidae
Product: pseudouridine-5'-phosphate glycosidase-like
Exons: 7
Coding region: 1-1173 (390 amino acids)
Molecular function (GO): pseudouridylate synthase activity
Source: RefSeq, a predicted model, not a curated record